Messenger RNA from Penaeus indicus, 1841 nucleotides. RefSeq names its product transmembrane 9 superfamily member 3-like (gene TM9SF3). The transcript is spliced from 11 exons. Gene Ontology annotation, biological process: protein localization to membrane. The record is from RefSeq and is a predicted model, not a curated record. NCBI's taxonomy places the organism in Eukaryota, Metazoa, Arthropoda, Malacostraca, Decapoda, Penaeidae. Gene Ontology annotation, cellular component: membrane. Bases 86 to 1828 code for a protein of 580 amino acids.
CUGACGUGGCGAGAGGCGAAAAUGCUCGCGUGUAAACAUUCCUCGGGAUAAAAAAGUCUUAUUUCAGGUCCAUUUUCACGCCAAAAUGAUAUCUUGGAGGACAUUGCUGGUCGUGUUUAAUCUGUUCUUCGUUGCUGGGGGUGAUGAACACACACAUACGUACAAAGAUUUAGAAGAGGUGGUACUAUGGAUGAACACAGUAGGGCCAUAUCACAACAGGCAGGAGACCUACUCGUACUUCUCCCUGCCCUUCUGUGUGGGGCCCAAGGAGAAGAUUUCCCACUACCACGAGACACUUGGGGAAGCUCUACAGGGGGUGGAACUCGAAUUCUCAGGGUUGGACAUUGACUUCAAGACUGAUGUGGCUAAAACUGUAUAUUGUGAGGUAGAGCUGGAUGAAGUUCGACUCAAGACUUUUGUUUACGCCGUGAAGAACCACUACUGGUACCAGAUGUACAUCGAUGACCUUCCCAUUUGGGGCAUAGUAGGCGAAAUUGACGAGGCCAAUGAUGCCUACUACAUCUGGACACACAAGAAGUUUGAUCUGGGCUACAAUGGCAACCAGAUUGUGGAUGUGAACCUGACCUCAGAGUCCCGGCAGAAGCUGGAACUGGGGGCCAAGAUCAAAUUCACCUAUGAGGUCAACUGGAAGAAGUCUGGGGUCAAGUUUGAGGACCGCUUUGACAAGUACCUUGAUCCAAACUUUUUCCAGCAUAGGAUUCACUGGUUCAGCAUUUUCAACUCGUUCAUGAUGGUGAUCUUCCUGGUGGGUCUCGUAUCCAUGAUCCUCAUGCGUACCCUGCGUAAGGACUAUGCACGCUACUCCAAAGAUGAGGAAAUGGAUGACAUGGAGCGAGACCUGGGUGACGAAUAUGGCUGGAAGCAAGUCCAUGGAGAUGUGUUCCGCCCCCCCUCUCACCCCAUGCUCUUCUCAGCGCUUGUGGGCUCAGGAUACCAGAUGCUCACCGUCACCUUCCUCGUCAUCCUCCUGGCCAUUGUUGGGGAACUGUACACAGAACGAGGGUCUAUGGUCAGCAUUGCCAUCUUCAUCUAUGCUGCCACAUCACCUGUAAAUGGCUACUUUGGAGGCUCGUUAUAUGCACGGAUGGGAGGGAAAGUUUGGAUUCGACAGAUGAUGAUGUCGGCAUUCAUGCUGCCAUCCCUUGUGUGUGGCACUGCUUUCUUCAUCAACUUCAUUGCUAUCUACUACCAUGCCUCUAGAGCCAUUGCCUUCACUAUUAUGCUGGCCGUCAUCUGUAUCUGCACUUUCGUCAUCCUCCCCCUCACCCUUGUGGGCACAGUACUGGGCCGAAACCUAGCUGGGCAGCCCAACUACCCCUGCCGCAUCAACGCAGUUCCACGGCCCAUCCCUGAGAAGAAGUGGUUCAUGGAGCCUUUGGUUAUCAUCCCCCUGGGGGGUAUACUACCCUUUGGCUCCAUUUUUAUUGAAAUGUAUUUCAUCUUCACCUCCUUCUGGGCCUACAAGAUUUACUAUGUGUAUGGCUUCAUGUUGCUGGUGUUCCUGAUCCUCCUAGUGGUGGUUGUAUGUGUCACCAUAGUGUGUGCGUACUUCUUGCUCAAUGCAGAGGACUACCGGUGGCAGUGGACCAGCUUCUUAGCGGCUGCUUCUACUGCUGGCUACGUAUACCUCUAUGCCACCUAUUACUUCUUUUUCAAAACGAAGAUGUAUGGCUUCUUCCAGACCAGUUUUUAUUUUGGUUACAUGGCCCUGUUCAGCGUCACCCUGGGCAUCAUGUGCGGCACCAUUGGCUAUGUAGGCACCAGCAAGUUUGUGCGGAAGAUAUAUUCCACCGUUAAGAUAGAUUAAAGCAGGAGACCAU